Molecule: messenger RNA, 1688 nt
Organism: Sorex araneus (European shrew)
Lineage: Eukaryota; Metazoa; Chordata; Mammalia; Eulipotyphla; Soricidae
Gene: FBXW9
Product: F-box and WD repeat domain containing 9
Exons: 10
Coding region: 52-1419 (455 amino acids)
Cellular component (GO): preribosome, large subunit precursor
Molecular function (GO): protein binding
Source: RefSeq, a predicted model, not a curated record
CGGGGCGCUCCAGCUGACAAGAGUCGGGUUGGCCGCGCCCACCCGGUCGCCAUGGAGCUGCCUCCGGGGCCGCGCGAGGUCCCCAACGCCUGGGACGAUGACUCGGAAGCGGAGCCGGAGUCCGACCCCGAUGCACAGGCCGAGGCUUACGUGGCCCGCGUGCUGGGUCCGCCGAAAUGUGAGCCGGAGCCCCCGCGCGUCCCUCCGCGGCCCGCGCCGGCCGCGUUCGCCGGAUCCCUGGCUGCGCGCAAAGGACCGGACCCGGGGGUCCCGGGCCUGCUGAGCCUGCCCCCCGAGCUGCUGCUCCAGAUCUGCGCCUACCUGGACGCGCGCCUCGUGCUCCACGUCCUGCCGCGCGUGUGUAACACGCUCCGCGACCUCGUGCGCGACCAGGUCACCUGGAGGCUCCGUGCCCAGCGCCGGGUCCGCGCGCGCUACCCGGUGGUGGAAGAGGAGGAUUUUGACUGGCCGGCCGCCUGCAUUGAGCUGGAGCAGCAUUUGGCACGCUGGGCCGAGGACGGGCGCUGGGCCGAGUACUUCUGCCUGGCCAACGGCCACAUCGCCUCCGUGGACUCGGUGCUGCUCCUUGAGGGCGGGUCGUUCUGUCUAUCGGGCUCCCGAGAUCGCAAUGUGAACCUGUGGGACCUUCGGCAGCUCGGGGAGGAGCCAGGCCAGGCGCUGGUCAAGGCUCUGGGCUCCCAGCCCCACAGCACCCACAAGGGCUGGGUUUGGUCGCUGACGUCCUUGGACCACCUCGUGUGCUCGGGCUCCUGGGACAGCACCAUGAAGCUCUGGGACAUGGAUGCCGGCGGGCAGCAGUUCGGCGAGAUCAAGGGCAAGGCCGCUGUGCUGUGCCUGUCCUACCUGCCUGACAUCCUGGUGGCCGGCAGCUAUGACAAGAAAGUGUCCGUCUAUGAUCCCAGAGCGAGCCCGGCGCUGCUGCACAGCCAGCGGCUGCACUCGAGCCCGGUGCUGGCCCUGCUGGCCGACGAGCGGCGCAUCGUGUCGACCAGUGAGGACCACACGCUGGUGGUGUUCGACCGCCGCAAGCACGGGGUCCUGCAGCGGCUGCAGCUCGACUCGUACCUGCUGUGCCUGUCCUACCUGGAGCCCCAGCUCUGGGCGGGCGACAACCAGGGUGCCCUGCACGUCUUCGCCAACCACCACGGCUGCUUCCAGCACUUCCGGUCCUUUGACGUGGGCCAUCGCUCUCAGAUCACAGGGAUCAGACACUCUCUGGGCACCCUGUACACCACGUCCACCGAUAAGACCUUCCGGGUCCACUUGCCCACCGACCCCCCCAGGACCAUCUGCACCCGCAGCCACGACAACGCGCUGAAUGGGAUCUGUGCCGAUGGCAACCUGGUGGUGGCCGCCUCGGGGGGCCUGUCGCUCGAAGUGUGGCGGCUGCAGGACUGAGAAAGGACACUGGAUGCCACCUGCCUCUCUUCUCGGGGGACCAUCCCCCACAUUGGUGCUCCCUUCCUCUGCCCGCCCCACAGGCCUAGGGCAAAAGGACUCCAGGCCACAUGCCUGGGAGGGCCCUUGGGCUGGUCCCUGUGCCACAGGAGGGCAGAGAAUGGCCAGCCCUCCCAGGGGGCUGCACACCCCUGCCCCACGCCCUACUUUGGUUAUGGAUUCCCCAGGCUCUCUUGAACAGGAAGGAGAAAUAAACGGUUGUAUUGUUG